Spinacia oleracea (spinach) is the source of this 766-nucleotide messenger RNA. RefSeq names its product early nodulin-93. The coding region runs from base 121 to 474 and encodes 117 amino acids. The record is from RefSeq and is a predicted model, not a curated record. The transcript is spliced from 4 exons. Lineage: Eukaryota; Viridiplantae; Streptophyta; Magnoliopsida; Caryophyllales; Amaranthaceae.
UUGGUCAAUCAAAUCCAUACAUGGAGAUGAACAAAUACAAUUCACCCAGUUAAGUAUAACGCAAAUUAAAUACUAGAACAGAACAAAUCCAAUUUGCAAACAAAGAAAGGAGAGAGAGAGAUGGGAAUUCUAAGCGCAAUGAUGGGUCAGAAAAAUGUCAAUAACAACACCACCAACAUGUCAUCUUUCUUGAUCCCUGCUCCUCUUGAAGCUCAGAAAAUCAAAGCUGAUUGCGCUCGAGAGGCAACCGUAGCUGGAUUUAAAGCUGCAGUUAUGGCUUCUGUUGUUGCCAGUGCUACUGUGCUAACUGCUUGUCGAUUCAACCCAUGGGCAAAGGCCAACCUUAAUUAUAGUGCUCAAGCACUCCUUAUAUCUGCAGCAACUAUCAGUUCUUACUUCAUUACUGCUGACAAAACUAUUCUGGAAUGUGCUACAAGACAUGCAAAAUAUGACACUUCCAAAUAUAAUGAAUAGAAGAACUUCAGUUGCAGAAUGCAAUCAGAUUCUCCAUGUGAAAAAAUACUGGACAAAGUUAUCUGAUUAGCAUGCUUGUGAAUUGAGAUGGCGCUACUGUCAAACCAAAAGUUUAUUGUGGUGGACAAAAUUGGUUUCCCAGUUCCAGUUUUCGUUGUAAAGUCUUAUAUGGAAGAUAGUUUUUGAUGUUAUGUUUGUAGGUUCGCCUAUUGUGUUGCUGGGAUGGCUAAUGUACACAAUUGACAAUAAUUAUUCUGCAUAACGCAUUAAAAUGCAAUUUCUCCUGAAAACU